Durusdinium trenchii is the source of this 642-nucleotide messenger RNA. The record is from the annotation of a GenBank genome assembly. Lineage: Eukaryota; Dinophyceae; Suessiales; Symbiodiniaceae.
AUGGGACAAAUCGAAGAAAUCCCAGCUCCGAGGCCAUCACGCGACCGCGAUCUGCCCGAACUCACGCGGUCGCCGCUUCGGCCCAUUCCGUUCGGCCCGGUCCACGUGGCUCGAUGGCUCGAAGCAGCGAAGCAGCGAAGCACCGCGAUGGCGGCCGUGCCGCACCCAGGGUCGCUGCGCUUGGACUCCACCCGACGGAGAGUCUUUGAGGUGCCCAGCCCUCGCAGCCAAGUGACGCCCAGGGGCACCUUGGUGUCGGCCCUACAUCCAGAGACCCACCGGGAUUUCCACUACUCUGGCAAGCGACAAGCCUAUGGUUCAGUAUCUCCCCUGUUGGAGAACCUCAAGCAGAGCACAGCCAUGGGCAUCCGCGAGUGCCAAGAGGAUGCGCGAAAUCGGUGGUUCAAGGCCUAUGCGGAAGGCCGCAGUGAACAAGCGAGGAGCACCCGUGAGCAACUCCGAACGGAGCGCACGUUGGGCAGCUCUAGUCUUCUGGGCCACACCGAGGAGUCGGCGCAAGGAUGGGUUUGGCAUUCCUGGCGUGGCUGGACGGCCAGCAGUCGUCACCAGCACGAGCAGCAGAUGCGUCAGAUCUGGCAGCAGGAAGCCAGGGAGAGAUGGCUGAAGGCGAAUGGCGCCUAA